This is a messenger RNA of Musa acuminata subsp. malaccensis (wild Malaysian banana), 4397 nucleotides long. RefSeq lists its product as uncharacterized. NCBI's taxonomy places the organism in Eukaryota, Viridiplantae, Streptophyta, Magnoliopsida, Zingiberales, Musaceae. The record is from RefSeq and is a predicted model, not a curated record.
GUCCUCUUUUGCUGCAACGCCCCCGUGAAUCGAUGAAAUCCGAGAGACUGAGUAGAAUGAUAUAAACAUUGGUCGGUUACGAGGACUUGUAAUUAUCAUUUUUCUCCCAGGGAAUGAGACGAGAUCAAGUCUCGCCAACAAACACCUCCCCCACACCGUCCAUCUCGCCCUCGUAACCCCGCCUCUCCGAUUCCGAUCGCCUCCGCCGGCCACAAGGAUUCAAUCCGAUCCCUUCGAUUCCUAUCUGAAGGCCCUCCGAUCGCCGUCCGGAUCCCUGCUCCCUCGCUGCCGCCUUCGCCACCGCCACCGCCAUCGCCCACGGUCCCUUCGCCUCCUGUCCGCCUCGGAUCCCUCGGCCGCCGUGGAUGGAGAGAUCGAGGAGAGUCGGAUCCGCGAGGCUUUGCUGCUGAGGAGAGGGGUUGAGAGGAGAAGAUGCCCGGCCUCUCGACGAGGAGUGCUCAAUUCGGCAGUGCCCCGCCGCCCGUCCGAUCCGCCUCCCCCGACGGCAUCUGGUCCAAGCACCUUGAUAGCAUCACCUUCGAUCAGCUGCACAAGUUUUGGAGUGAGCUACCACUUCGUGCACGAAAGGAACUGCUGAGGCUAGAUAAACAGACCCUAUUUGAACAAGCUAGGAGGAACCUCUACUGUUCAAGGUGUAAUGGGUUGCUUCUGGAAGGCUUCUCACAGAUAAUCACUUAUGGGAAGUCAUUGCAGCAGGAAGAUCCCAGCUUUCAGCAAUCUGAUAGAGCUGGGACCCCCCAAUCCCAGAACACCAAUGAUUUUGAGGUGCUGGAUCCAUCGUUGCAUCCCUGGGGAGGCCUGACAACGACUAAGCAUGGAAUUCUGACAGUUCUCGACUGCUUUAUGUGUGCAAGAUCACUGAAGACACUCCAAAAUGUAUUCGAUAAUGCUCAAGCUAGGGAACGUGAACGGGAAUUGCUUUACCCUGAUGCAUGUGGUGUCGGAGGCAGGGGUUGGAUAAGCCAAGGGAUGGCUAAUUAUGGUAGGGGGCAUGGACAUGGAGCCCGCGAAACCUGUGCUUUGCAUACUGCAAGGCUUUCAUGCGAUACACUUGUGGAUUUCUGGUCUGCCCUAGGUGAGGAAACUAGAUCAUCCCUCUUGCGGAUGAAGGAGGAGGAUUUCAUCGAGAGGCUUAUGUACAGGUUUGACAACAAAAGGUUUUGCAGAGAUUGUAGACGAAAUGUCAUCCGUGAAUUCAAAGAGUUGAAGGAAUUCAAGCGCAUGCGGAAGGAACCUCGCUGCACUAGGUGGUUUUGUGUUGCGGAUUUAGCAUUCCAGUAUGAGGUGUCAGAGGAUACUGUUCAAGCUGAUUGGAACCAGUCUUUUACUGAUAUGGUUGGAACUUAUCACCAUUUUGAAUGGGCAAUUGGGACUGGAGAAGGACAAACUGACAUUUUAGAUUUCAAAGAUGUCGGCAUGAAUGGAAAAGUUGAAGAAACUGGACUUAAUCUGGGUGGUUUGGGUGCAUGCUUUAUUACAUUGAGAGCUUGGAAGCUCGAUGGGCGUUGCAUUGAACUCUGUGUAAAGGCUCAUGCACUCAAGGGACAACAUUGUGUCCAUCGUAGACUCAUAGUAGGGGAUGGUUUUGUGACAAUUACUGAGGGGGAAAGUAUUAGAAGGUUUUUUGAACAUGCUGAGGAAGCUGAGGAAGAAGAGGAUGAUGAUGCAAUGGACAAGGAUGAAAAUGAACUAGAUGAUGAUAAUUCCCGAUCGCAGAAGCAUGCUAAGAGUCCUGAACUUGCAAGAGAGUUUCUUUUAGAUGCUGCAACCGUUAUUUUUAAGGAACAGGUGGAAAAAGCUUUUAGAGAAGGUACGGCACGGCAAAAUGCACACUGUACAUUUGUUUGUCUUGCCCUAGAAUUGCUGGAAGAGCGUCUUCAUGUUGCUUGCAAAGAAAUUAUUACAUUAGAAAAGCAGACUAAGCUUCUUGAGGAAGAGGAAAAAGAGAAACGCAAAGAAGAAGAACGCAAGGAGAGGAGGAGGACAAAAGAACGGGAAAAGAAGCUUAGAAGAAAGGAGAGGCUGAAAGAAAAAGGGAGGGAAAGGAAGCUUAUUGAAUCAAAGUCACUUCAUGCUGCUUUGCCUGAAUCUAAAAAUAAAUCAUCCCCAAGUACUUAUGAGGAGUCAAUUAUCAUUCCUGAUUCUGCAGAUUUUGUUGGUGUAACAGGAGAUAUUUCUCUGCUCGAGUUUCCUGUUUUUCCUGAUGUUACAGAUGAACAGUCAUCAGGUGGAAGUAUCAAUAUGAAGACUGAUGAUAGUCUACAACAGCAAUCUGAUGUUGAUGGAAAAUUCUAUACGAAGAGUGGAUUGUCUUUUACCUCUGAAUGUACAAAAUCAUUGAGGCGGAAAUUGAGAUCUAGGAAAGAGAACUUUUUAGAGCAGUCAUCCAACUGUUACGAUAGACAUCGAUUUUAUAUUAGCAAUGAGAGCAGAGAUCAGCAAGAUGAAACUGAUAUCAGUACGUCUUGUUCCAGGGGCAUAAAUGGCUUGCACUGGCCAUCAAGAGAAAGGUUUGUAAUGAACAAUCAUAGGAAAUGUGCUCUGAAAUUCAAUGAGAAAUCUCACUGUGCACAUGCCAGAGUUCAAGGUAGAUUCGACUUUCAGUGUUGUAACUGUAGCUGUAAUAAAAGGGAUGAUUACAAUGAAAAGGAUGGGUAUCACAUUUUUACGAUUAGAUCAGGUAGGGAGAGGAAGACUGCCAGUAGAAUUGAACGCGAACUGGAUAUGCCAAGGUCUUCCAGUCGCAAUGUUAGAUACAAUAAUGGUUGUUACUUUUCAGAUAAUUUUGUCGUUCCAAAAGGAAAGCAUGUUGGUGAUACUCCAGGCAAAGAGAUUCUCCAUACAAAGCAGGUUUGGGAGCCACUGGAUACACAUAAAAAGAUCUCUAAAAGCAACUCCGAUUCUAAAAUCACCUUCAGAUGCAUUAGUAAGGUUGAAUCCUCCAAAGAGAUUUGUUUUGACAAAGGUGAAAAUGGGUGUCAGCAAUCUAAUCAAUUUGAAUCAGUUGGUAAUAUGUGCUCAUCUGAGCACUCUACCAGUUCAGGCAAAGUUGAUACUUUAAUUGGUUGUCAGGUUCUCAAGGAUCAUGAUAUUCCAGACGGAUAUUGUCUGGAUACCAAUAUUGCUUGUCAGAAUGAAUUUGGCCUAGUAAAAAAGACAGAGUAUUGUUCAAACAAGGGUAUAGAAGAGAAUCUCAGCCCCAUUAAGAUCAAUUGUUCUGAUACAGUUAGGAGCUCUUCUAGUUCAGAUAACUGCUUUUCAUGUAUUAGUGAGGGGGAUAGCAGCACCAGCUCUUCAAGUCUUCAAAAUGCAGAAUCAUCAUUAUCUUCAGAUUCAGAAGAUGCUUGCCAACAAUCUUGUGCAAGAGAUGCAUCAGUAUGUAAUAAUGAUUCCUUCCAUGAAUAUCUAGAUCAAUUUCCAGAUAAAAAGAUUAUGACUAAUAGAGGUGGAUCUUUUGCAAACAGUACUGCUGAAUUUCUAGCUGAGAACUUUGUAGAAUGUGAUUUGUCAGGAGGGAGAUCAAAGAAUGUUCAGGAUUCUAAUAAUGGACAAUUUGGAUUUGUUGUGUCCCCUCCACCAAAUUGCAUGCUACCAAUGCGAAAUAAUAGCAUACAUGUGCCAGUUAUUUCCUCACCAAUGGUGGGCUACCAUACUCAACAUAUAAGUUCUUGGGCAGCUUCUCCUUGCAAUGGGUUCAUUCCAUUUCCCCAGGCCAACCAUUAUCUGCUCCCAACUCUUGGCUGUGGUCUGCCGGCAAACAGAUUAUCAGAUCUCAACAUGCAUUACAACAUUGUACAACCUUUAAACGUUCCUGUUUUUGAUGCAAGGAAAGAAUUCAUGUAUCAGACAGGUAACAGAAUGAAUGUUCGAAACUCAGAAGAUCAGAACAAGCAUCCCAGUUUUUGUGGUUUUCAGCAAUUAAACACUUCUGUUCAACCAAUAGGAAGUCAGCGAUUUCUUGAAAGGUCAUUUUCAGAUAGACAGCUACCAUCGAAACAAUCUGCAGAGCAAAAUGGCAGUGCUGAAUGUUGUGCUAAAUCACACAAUGGAAGUUCAUCCUUCUCUUUGUUUCACUUCGGUGGUCCCAUGGCUGGAACUAAUGAUGAAUUCAUUGGGAAACUUCCAUCUUUGGAAGAUGAAACUACUGGAGGUUUCGUUUCCAACUUGACUACAACUCAUGCUCAGCCUUGCUCAAAAGAGGAAAUAAAGGUUGAAGAAUAUUGCUUAUUUUCUUCUAGAAAUAGUACAAGAUUUUCAUUCUUUUAGUGCAGGUCAUCAGGCAGGUAUGCCUUCAGACUUUUCCUGCUCCAGUUGUGAAAGUGUGAGCAAUUGGAAUCAUUAUAAUAAUCUUUGCGAAAAAUUUUAGCAUAUCUUCA